This is a messenger RNA of Torulaspora globosa, 1482 nucleotides long. RefSeq names its product ubiquitin-specific protease UBP6 (gene UBP6). The transcript is spliced from 2 exons. Gene Ontology annotation, biological process: protein deubiquitination; proteasome-mediated ubiquitin-dependent protein catabolic process; regulation of proteasomal protein catabolic process. The coding region runs from base 1 to 1482 and encodes 493 amino acids. NCBI's taxonomy places the organism in Eukaryota, Fungi, Ascomycota, Saccharomycetes, Saccharomycetales, Saccharomycetaceae. The record is from RefSeq and is a predicted model, not a curated record. Gene Ontology annotation, molecular function: proteasome binding; cysteine-type deubiquitinase activity; protein binding.
AUGAGUCAGUUAGAAUUUAACAUCAAGCAUGCUGGUAGAGUUUACCCCGUUAAGAUAGCCAUGGAUGCUACUGCUGGUGCUUUGAAGGGCCAGGUUGAGCAAUUGAUUAAAGUUCCCAUUUCACGUCAGAAAUAUAUGGUCAAAGGCGGUUUGAGUGAUGAUACGGCAACAGAGCUCAGUUCGAUAAUCAAGCCUGGUUCGACCAUCAUGGUUCUUGGGACCCCAGACGCGGAUUUAGUAUCUAAACCAAAACAGAGGAGUCAGUUCAUCGAGGAUCUUGCUCCAGAGCAGCAAUUGCAGCACUUGAAUGAGUUACCAAUCGGAUUCCAGAAUAUGGGUAACACUUGUUAUCUGAAUGCAACAUUGCAAGCGCUCUACAGGAUCGAACCCUUGAGAGAUAUGAUCCUUAACUAUAGCCAGCAAUCGGCGGAUAAUGCAGCCGAUGAAGGACAUAAAAAGAUCAUUAUAGAGAUGAAACGGUGUUUUGAGAAUUUGAAGAACAAAAGUUACAAAGCGGUCAUGCCCAUGGUUCUCUUGACGGCGCUGAGGAAGUGCUACCCUCAGUUUGCUGAGAGGGACCCCCAAAGCGGCUUCUACAAGCAACAGGAUGCUGAAGAGCUUUUCACGCAACUGUGCCAAACCAUGGCUCUCAUUUUCGGCAAUAAGUUCUCCGAGGCUUUCAGCAUACACUUCAGAACCACGAUCAAGGACACGGCUAAUGAAAACGACGUCACGGUGAAAGAAGACGAGUCUGAUGUGAAAUUACAAUGUCAUAUUUCGGGAUCGACGAAUUUCUUGAAGAACGGGUUAAUGAACUCGCUGCACGAGCAAAUCGAAAAGAGAUCUACGAUCACGGACGUCAACUCUGUGUACAGCGUGGAUAAGCAGAUCACAAAGCUGCCCAAAUAUUUAACUGUUCAGUUUGUCAGGUUUUUCUGGAAAAGAUCUGCGGGCAAGAAAUCCAAGAUCUUACGUAAAGUGGUAUUCCCCUUCCAACUCGACGUGGCUGAAAUGCUAACGCCCGAGUACGCAAAGGAAAAGAUCCAAGUGCGCGAGGAUUUCAGGCAGAUCGAUAAGGAGAGGCUCGAGAAGGAACGCGACCUGAAGAAGCGGAAAAUAGACGACACCGCCAACCCUACUGUGAUGGCUCCAAGAGAAAAAUACGAAACUGAGAUGGCGCUCGCUAAGAGUGAACAAGAGCACUGGAUCGAAGAGUUCAAGAAAAAAACACCCAAAGACCUGCAACCUGGCGAAAAUCCCUCCUGUCUGUACGAACUGAUUGGCGUGAUAACCCACCAGGGAGCAAACUCAGAGUCUGGCCAUUACCAGUCGUUCAUAAGGGACGAAAUGGACGAAAACAAAUGGUACAAUUUCAACGACGACAAAGUCAGCGUUGUCGCCAAGGAGAAAAUAGAGAGCUUAGCCGGCGGUGGCGAAAGCGAUAGCGCUCUGAUCUUGAUUUACAAAGGAUUUGGUCUCUGA